CAGCUCAGCCCAUCAUAGAACUUCUGGUUCAAGGCCCCAUCCCCACUUGUAGGGUAAUAAUUAACUUGGAAUUAUUUUCCCCACCUCUUCUUUUAAAUGCUCAGACAUAGUGAAAGUGAAACAGUGCCGAGUCUUUUCCAGAGCUCAAACGUGUGAAGGUGCUGGAGCUCUUGGGCAGGUGCAGACAAGCCUUUUUUUACACUUUUAGCAGCCCUUUUCAGAGGGUAAAGUAGGAUGGAGAGCAGCAUUCCCAGAGGGAGCCCCUUAGCCAGCACAUGUGUGAGGGAUGGUGCUCCCAGCUGAGGUGGGUGAGCUGGCCCAGACCUCUGUCCUGCAGCGCUGCUCACCUGCCACUGCAUCUGCGCUGGAUUUCCUGCAGCACGGAGCUGCUCUCUCUUCUGUGGCUCACACCCGCGCUAUCCCAGCUUGCUGCAGCAGGGAUCACUUCAGUCAAUACUGGGUGAUUGCCAUCAACCUGUUUGGGAAACCUCCUGUUGAAAAACAAGAUGAAUAGAAAUAUGGAGUUAGACAUAAGGAGUGUGACCUCAGAACCAGCCUCUCCAAUGAGCAGUCCAGGGGAGGAAAAGAUGGAGAUUGCUUCUGAGCUGAGCACCUCAGAUUCACAGAGGAGGGACAGUGGGUUCUUUGAAAGAGGUAUUAAAACAAUGUUAAGUAUCCAGAAAUCAAGACUGAGUCUGAAAAAAGAGAGAGGGAAGGAAGGUACUGGCACUUGGAAUGCAAAAAGACUUCUGCGAACACUCAGGAGCUGUGAGGAGAACAAACCUACAGUCUGUGACAGCGUGGAGAAGGUUGGUGAAAUAUGUGAGCCCAUUGAAGCAAAACCUCUUUCAGUAAUGGAAAUCAAUGAACUUAUUCAGAAAAGACAACUUUUGGAAGCAUUUGCAAGUAUCAAGUUAAUGGAAGAUGAGACUAUCUCUGAACGGGAUUCUGAGAAAUACAGUGAUAACCCCCAGGAGUUUGUACGGAAAUCCAAGGAUGUGGAUUUGCUUUAUAACUCCAUCACAAAUGCAAUCCAGUCCAUAGUGGAGGCAACACUGGAGGAUCCCACUUUACAGCAUACCAUGCUGACCUCCAUGGUGACUUUAAUUGCCCACGAAGAAGCAGCUCAUCCCAAAACAGACAAUACUGCUCAUCCAGGGUCAGAUUUGCUCGGCAGGCCCAGAAAGUGGAGGGAGCAAUGGAGGGAAGCUGUCAAGGAGAGUGCGAGGAAAAGAGUCCUGAAGGCACCUAUGGCACCAAGGGAAGAAGCAACUUCUUGGCUUGAUCUCCAUUUACAUUUCCUCCAGGAACACCUGAGGGAGGAUUUACUGAAAGUCAAGUCAUCAGUGAAAGAAUGCUAUCCAGAGGAGUACCAGGUGUGUGACACAUAUGUGGAAGCUUUUCACAAUGCCAUUGCCUCACAUUUGCAAGAACUCUCACAGGGACCACUGGACUUCCAUGAGCUCUACACCUUGCUUGACUGGGUAGCCAACACCUACCACAGUGAACACUUUCUGGGUGAUCCCCAGCUCAAACCAGAGGUUAAGACAGAGAACCUGUCCUUGCUGUUAACACCAGCUGAUUGGGAUAAGCUGAAAAACGACUACAUUGCUUCUGCAAAGGGGAAAAUCGAAAGUUAUUUUGGAAACAUCCUGAGACUAGAGGUCACAGAGAAGUGGAAGAAGGAAGUUCAUUCAGAAGAGAAGGAAAACCUCUACCACACCUCACUCUCUUUUGAUAUUCAAACGAUCAUCGGGCAGCACGUGAAGUUAUCUGGAGCUAUCAGCAGAAGCCUGGAAACAAAAAUGCUUGAGUUGUGCAUGGCAGAGCUGCUCGAAUUCAUACCAAGGUUUGAGCAGGAGUUCAUGGAGUGGAGCACUGCCCAGGACAGCCCCAUCUUUGUGCCCUAUCUUGUUGCCUACAUCAACAGUUUCCAUGACCUGGUGUCAGGGUUAGAAACAGCGUUUAAAGUCAAUACUGAGGAACUGCAGAAGAUUUUGGCAGCUCUGACAAGGAACUUCACAAAUCAUUUUUUAACAAAAUUAAGAACAAAAACACAGCCACUCCUUAAGAAAAUCCUGACCAAGAACUGGAUUUUGGAGACAGAAAGGCCGGUCUCACUGGCGUUGGCAGUCUCGCAGUUCUCUGAGCACCUGCAGCACAUGAGGGAGCCCCUGGGCCAGGAGCUUCUACAAGAAGUUCAUAAAUACAUGGUGAAGGAAUACAUCACCCAGGUCAUCAAACCCAGAUGGAAAAUGAACAGGGAGACACGUCAGGAAGUGAGCAGAAAGAUGAGCCUGGAAGCUAAAAUCAUUCACAAUACACUCAUGGAUCAGGGCUCUGAUGCCAACUGGCUCCUCCCUUCCAUAGAGCACAUUGCCAAUAUCAUUGGGGAGAAGACAAAAGACAAGAUCAAGGCACAUGUCAAGGAGCUGUGCCAGGAUUAUCCAGAUAUCAGGAAGGAGCACGUCCUGGCCAUCCUGGCGCUCCGGGGGCUGGGCCGUGCCAGGAGAGCGGCGAUCUUUCGGCAAGUGCGCCAUGCACAGGAGAGCUCUGAUGGAGGGCAGGGCUGCACACUCUUCGCUGAAAUUGAUGUUCCAGUAAUCAUCAGCUGCUUCUAGC
Molecule: messenger RNA, 2622 nt
Organism: Poecile atricapillus (Black-capped chickadee)
Lineage: Eukaryota; Metazoa; Chordata; Aves; Passeriformes; Paridae
Gene: EXOC3L4
Product: exocyst complex component 3 like 4
Exons: 12
Coding region: 507-2621 (704 amino acids)
Biological process (GO): exocyst localization; exocytosis
Cellular component (GO): exocyst
Molecular function (GO): SNARE binding
Source: RefSeq, a predicted model, not a curated record